AUGGCGGAUGGAGAAAACCUCACUGUUUUGUCCGGCUUCAUCCUCUUGGGCUUCUCCGACGCCCCAGAGCUACAAACCACCAUCUUCACAAUUUUCUUAUCCCUGUAUAUUUUAACGGUGCUGGGGAACCUGAUGAUGAUCCUGCUGAUCAACGCUGACCCCCAGCUCCACACCCCCAUGUAUUUCUUCCUGACACACUUAUCCUUCAUCGAUUUUUGCCUUUCCUCCACCAUCGUCCCGAAGGCGCUGGAGACCUUCCUGCUGGGGAGAAGCCACAUCUCGUUUUUGGGUUGCUUCACCCAGAUAUAUUUUUUCAUUGCUCUGAUCACCUGCGAGUGCUUCCUCCUGGGGGUGAUGGCUUACGACCGAUACACGGCCGUGUGCCGGCCGCUGCUUUACGUCACCACCAUGUCCAGGGCUCAUUGCUACGGCAUGAUGGUGUUGGUCUACACCGCCGGCUUCCUCACCUCCCUGCUGCACACCGUCCUGGUGGGGAGGUUGUCCUUCUGCCGGGCCAGGAGCAUCAACCACUUCUUCUGCGAGCUGCCCACCCUCCUGCAGCUCUCCUGCUCGGACACCCGCGCCAACGAGGUCCUGCAGGCUUCCGGUGCCGGGUUUAACAUUGUGGGCUCUGUCCUGAUGAUCCUGCUUUCCUACGCCUACAUCCUCCACACCAUCCUGCACAUCCCUUUGGCCAAGAGGAGGCUUAAAGCUUUCUCUACCUGCGCCUCCCACCUGGCCGCCAUCACCGUCUUCUACGCGCCGGGGAUGCUCGCCUACAUCCAGCCUCACAAGGUCGGAGAUCGCGACAAGCUGAUUUCGGUGUGUUACACCCUCCUGACCCCCACCCUCAACCCCCUCAUCUACAGCCUGAGGAACAGCGAGGUGAAGGGGGCCCUGAGGAGGCUGCGGGGGCGAAAGCUGGCGCUGCGUCUGAGCAGGCUUUGA
Molecule: messenger RNA, 948 nt
Organism: Chroicocephalus ridibundus (black-headed gull)
Lineage: Eukaryota; Metazoa; Chordata; Aves; Charadriiformes; Laridae
Product: olfactory receptor 8I2-like
Exons: 1
Coding region: 1-948 (315 amino acids)
Biological process (GO): G protein-coupled receptor signaling pathway
Cellular component (GO): membrane
Molecular function (GO): G protein-coupled receptor activity; olfactory receptor activity; odorant binding
Source: RefSeq, a predicted model, not a curated record